UCUCUCUCUCUCGCUCGCUCUCCCUAAAUCAGCCCCAAUAGACUGCAGCACCACACAUGUUCCAGACAUGCUCGCACAAAGACGAGGAUGUGUGGAGGUAUUAGCUCAGUAAUUACGCACACACACACACACGAACAUGCAUCACACACACACAUACACACACAGACGAACAUGCAUCACACAUGCAUGCCUGUACUGUAUCACAACCUGCCUCUCAUUUGUUGGACUGGCAGGCAUUUUGGGAAAAAUGAAAGUGGCACCGGAGAGACGGGGAUGAAAAAGAGAGAGAGGAUAAAAGAAGGUAUAGGGCAGGGGAGGCAGCCAAAGCAAACUGAAAAGGUUAGACAGACAGGAAGUAAAUGGAGAUGAACGGAUAAAAAAAAAAGAAAGAAGAUGGGGGAUGGAGGGAACAUGACGGAGAAAGGACAAGGAGCGAUAGUCAGGAGCCAAAAAGAAAAGUGAGAGUGUCAGUGAUGAGGAGGGAGAGUGAAAGGGAGAGUCAGCAAGCGCUCAUUCGCUCACGAAAGACGAGAGUGAGUGAGUGAGUGUGUGUGAGAAAGAGAGGGGAGGAGUGAGCGAGAGAGGGAGGAGUGAGUUGGAAGAGGGAGGAGUGAGAGAAAAAGAGAGAGAGAUAGUGUGUGUGUGUGUGUGUGUGAGACAUUGUCAUCCAGUCCUGCCAGAGAACAGCAGCAGCAGCAGCGCGAGCAUCACCAGCGGACGGGAAUCAGACGCACUGAGCAGACGGAGGAAAUUACAGGAAUACUCUGAUGAAGAAGCAGCAGCAACAAAGGAGGAUGGAAUAAAAACAAAAACAAAAAGGCAAACAAAAAGCAUUUUAUUGCUUUUCCUUUGCUCUUCACACUUCUGUUUGGAGCAUCCCACAAGCAGAGCACCAGUGAAAACACAUACAUAUGAUAUAUAUAUAAAAUUCCUAUACAUAUAUAUCAAAUUAUGCCUGUUUUCAAAGAAGCUGCAGCCGGACAAGGACUGAAUUGACAACAAAGUGAAUCCAAAUUGGGAGAAAAUUUGCAGCAUUUGCUUAAAAACUGUUGCAUAUCAAAGCUUUGAGAUUUUUUUGUCGAUUUUUUUUUUUUUUGCUCAGUGGGAGAAAAAAAAAAAAGACAAAAAAAUACAUUGAUGCAAAUGGAAAAUUGGAAAAACUGGCAACUGAGUUGUUGAAGCAACAACAACAACAACAACAACAACAAAGAGCUGCUGCUGCAGACAGUCCAAUAUUUCCAAAAGGGGGGGCUUCUUUUUGAAAACAGGAUAUUUUCUGAUCUGCCCUCGGUGCCACGCCGCCGUUUGGCUGUCGCAUCUCCACUUGUCUCACCGAGCGGGCUGGGGGAGUAUUAUUCCAGCGCCGCUGAAAGUGCAGAGGGCAGUCCACGGGCUCCCUGACCCCCAAGCUGAUAUUUCCUCAGGGCUUGAGAGGAGAGGGUGAGGUAAGUUGUGGGAGAGAGAGAGAGAGAGAGAGAGGAGGAGGAGGAGGAGAGAGAUUAAGAUCAGAGCGUGAACAGAGAGACUGAAGCAUCAAAGAUCCCUCCGUGAUGUGGGACGCUCCACUCUGGUCAAGCAGCACGUUUCUUUUUCUUUUUUUUUUUUUUACAGGCAGCAGCACUAAGACAUUAAGAUCACAGAUUCAGUAUCACCACAUCAGCCCUCCCCCCUCUCUCUCUCUCUCUCUCUCUCUCUCUUCCUCCUCUCUCCUCUCCCCUUAGUCUCAGCACUUGUAGGGCAGGACUGAGCAGGCUGAUAGACAGAGUACCCAGCUGGUGUCCUGGGUCUGUUAGAGACCCCGGGAUCCGCAGGGGGGGGGACGGAGGGGGUUUCAGUGCAGAGUGUGCACGGAGCAGCAGCAACAGGAGCCCUGCACACGGCCAGCGCACAAAGCCAUUGGACUCCUUGUGUGUGACACUGACAGAGCGCUGUCACCAGGGGGAACUGAGCUGUUUGUGAGUGUGUGUGUGUGCAUGAGAGCGUGUGCGUGUGUGUGUGUGUGUGUGCGUGCGUGAGAGAAAACACGCCUCAGGUGCAAGAGGGACGCUUCUGGACUCUGUAAUCACCAUAGGAUUUCAGCCCGACAAGAGCCCGGAGUAAUGUUUUAAAGAGCACUGAGCAGCUGUUUUUUACCUGUUGUGUCUGUGGCUGGAAAUAGGAAGGAACUAUCCUACAUAAUCCUUCCAAAAUAAAAGCUGAAUAUUUAAUAUCACUCAUAAAGACACCAGGGGCUGAAAGAGUGGAACUACACUUCCCAAGGAGGGAGUAACGUUCACCAAAGUGGAGCAAGGUGGCAGCGAAAAGAUGCCCACCACAAAAAUAAAAAAGCUUCCUUUGAACAGUGACACUGAGAGUAGGAGGGUGAUAGAUGCGAGUUAAACUCCGAGUUGUUCCUGGACACCAGAACUGAUCCGACUCCAGACUAGAGCUUCAGAGUUGUUAUCCACUCAGGAAUAUGAGUCGGUCUGUGGAGUGAGAAGCCGUUCACGUUGGGAGCCCGUGACUGUCUGUGAGUUUUUGAGAGGAAUCUGCCGUCGCUUUUUUUUUUUUUUCAUUGUGUGGCAGCUCCGUCAGGAACCCAGUGUUCUCACUUUCCUCGGAUUAUUCAUCCACUCAGCAGGGGAGCUCCAAAUGCUAGAAAUGCCAGAGGCAAGUUCAUUCAUAGGUAACACGCCCUCCUAAACUGGAUUUCCUCCAAGCCUCCAGAUCUGGAUUUGUCUACAACCGCCUCUGCUGUCUGCUCAUGACAUAUGGCUUUGUGAAAGGAGCUUUAAUUUGGGCCUCUCAUUAACAAUUACACAUCUGAGCCAUCACGAGACAUUGGAGUAAGUUCAAGAUGGCCGCCUCCGUGCAUCCGGUCUUGAUAAGCUUCUCGCUGGCCGUCCUCCUGGGUCUGACCUCUCUGGGCGGACUGAGCUCGCGGCCCUCGGGUCAGGCUUCGGCCCAGGUCCCCACCAACAACCAGACAACGGAGCCCUCUGUGUUGCCGGAGGCCGCCCUGGCCACGCCCACGCCGGACACCGAGGACCAAACGGUUCCAAGUAGCGGUAACCGAUGCUGGGGUUACUAUGACGUCAUGGGCCAGUGGGACCCGCCCUUCAACUGUAACGCAGGUAUCUACAUGUUCUGUUGCGGCUCCUGCUUCUACCGCUUCUGCUGCCAGUUCAAAGUUCACAGUCUGGACCAGACUUCCUGCUCCAACUAUGACACACCUGUGUGGGCCAACACCGGGAAACCGGCGGCACCCGUCACAGAGGUCCAGGAGGAGCCCGACCGGGAUCGGACCCACAUGAUCGUGUAUAUUAUCUGUGGAGUGGUGGCCAUCAUGGUGUUGGUGGGGAUUUUCACCAAGCUCGGGCUGGAGAAGAGUCAGGGAGGACAGACGGACAUGACCAACUCCAGGACUCUGACGGAGCUUUUGAAGCAGCCGGGGGAGGCAGGAGCAGUGGACGGAACUGGGGUUCAUCAUCCAAUAGGGACCAACGGCAUCUCCGCCAGGGCCCUACGCUCCAACAACGAUCACAACCAUCUGAACAACGCAGCCUUGUCUCCCCUGGGUCCAGCCAUGGCUUUGUCUCACCCUCAUAACAACCUGGGAAUCGGCUUCAACAAGUACACCUCGCUCAAGGCCGUGGACACGGCUGCGAGAGACUACUACAAGAGCUACCCAAUGGUAGAUUACACCCAUCGCCAGUCCCCUCCCACUUUCCAGCCGAUCAACUUCCACCCCAAAGACAAGCCCUUCCUCCCGCCGCCCGACAUCCACGCGCCGCUGGCCAUCACCAUCAACGCCUCCCAGAUCCCCAAGCCGAAGAUCUCCAAGACCAACACCCACCCGCUCACCUCCAGCUCGGCCUUCAAAGUAUGGGACCCCAGCAAGAGCCACGCCCCGCACCAGGCGGGCGCCCACAUGACCCUCCAGGGGCAGCAGCAUCACCCCAUCCAGCAGCAGCAGCAUCAGCCGCUGCACCAGCAGAACAGCCGUCGCCAGGCCUACUCCAACAAGAGGCAGUUCAGCAUCGAGACGCUGCCCGAGCUCUUCUCGCAGCCGCUGGGCUACGGCCACUCGCCACACAUGCACCCCAAGCACAAGGGACUUCCCACCAACAGCAAGACCGAAGUCACCGUCUGAACGUGGCGGUGAACGGGUGAAUCAGACCGAAGAAGAGGAGACAAAAAGAAACAGAGCAAAGUCGAAUAGGGAAAUGUUCAGAUAUCUUUUUAUAUCCACAGCCGUAAUGGCGAGACGGGGGGGCGAGAAAUAUCGUAUCUGGAGUUUUUUAAAACUGCAUUUUCCGCAUCACUGUUGACAAUACUGAGAAUAACACGAGAGAUAUCUGUUACUUUUAAGAGCGCUGGAUCCGAACGGCGGCAGACGAGCUGUGAAGGCGGUGGACUGGCAGGAGCUGGCUGUGACUCUUUGAACCCGACGGCUCUUCUAAAUAAUUGAGUGGCCUCUCAGUGUGUUGGCACAGCUCUGUCCUCCUUCUCCUCUCAACCCCCCCCCCCCCCCCCCCACCACCCCGCACCUCAAUGACACCAUGUGCAAAAAGGUUCAAAUCCCUUCACUCAAGACACUAUUUAACGCACAAACGAAGCCAGACUCGGAGGCUGUCAGUGAGGCUGGGGGCCUCCCAUCAGCAGAGACAAAGCCAUUGUGUUGUCAGCCUGUUGCCCUCCAGCCCUCCGCAGAGCGAGAUAUCAGCCUGGCCAUUUAUACCAGGGAGGAGGGGGGGGGGGUGUUCAUCUCAUUCCAGGGGCAAAUGAGAUGAGAAUGAUCUGAACCAUGUUGCACACACACACACACACACACACACACACACACACACACACACACACACACACAGCUACAUAAGGUUCCCAGCAGUGUCGGAGAGGCCGCUGACACACAAACAGAAAGUCUGGAGUGGAAUAAGUGAGGAGCUUUUCUUGUUUGUAUCUGUAGCUGCAGCUGCUCCCGGCGACUGCAGAUGUUUAUACCUCUAAAGGAAACCCCUGGAUGUUUUACAAAGGUCAUCACAAAGUCACUGCAUCCUCCCUCCCUCAGUCCUCACACUGAGCUUCAGUCAGAUGAACAUCAGUGCUGCAUUCAGUCCUCAAACAUCCACUUCUAAAAACAAACAAAAAAAGAUGGUGUGCGUCUGGAUGCAGGAAGAGAAAGCAGCGGCGUGUUACCAGGAACACCUUCUCCCAGUAUGGCUCUGCCUAAACACAGCUGUUUGAGGUGUGUGUUUACCUCUGCGAUGCUAACACAAUCUGAGAGGCUGAACCCCCCCUGUCCCUCCCCCGGUCAGUGAGACGCUUUAACACCCGCAACUACUCGACUGAAUCAAACACAGCUCCGGCCUUUGGAGAGGGAACGGUCACAUUUCUCAUUUUAAAUGUGGCUAUAAAAUAUUAUUAUCUAUUCACACACUGCAGUAAUUUUUCAGUAACGAGUGUUGUCAGGGGAUCCGGCUACAAUUUACGGCAGGUGCGCACACACCUGCAAACCUCCGCAAUUACUCACAACAUGAGAAACAACGCGGCCAGUGGAGCUUCUUGGUGAUGAUUUAUUUCACUUUGAUGAUCAGAAAAACAACAUUUUAUAUAAACAAAUCAAAACAGCAUGUUUAGCUUUUCCUGCUUUCUUCUUCUACUGUGUGCUUUCAAUAGAUUUGUCCACAACACCCCACCCCCCCCACCCCCCACCACCCCCACAGCGUCGGAGGACUGAGGACUCAGUUUGUGACUUUGAUGGAGCAUUGUUAACAGUUUGUCUCUCUGUGUUCGCUGGACAGACUGUGUUGGGAGUGAUGGGAGUGUUCCUCCUGCUAACUCCAGGGUUGUAUUAGUCUUAGCUAGCUAGUUACUGGUAAGCCUGCACUCAGGAAUCACCUGGUUUUGUAUAGUGUUGCAUGCAGUCAAUGGGCUAACAUUAAGCUAGCUGUGGAUGCUUUUAGUAAAAACCUCCAAACGAUAGAAUAGAAACCAAAUCACUUUGUAUCUAUGUAGUAAAAUACAAACCAUUCUCCAUGAGUCUCCUUAGAGGAGUGUAACUGCAGUGGAAGUCAGACUCACAUGUGUAGAGGCACUGGCAUGUGCGGAUGAAUAUGCGGAGCGAUGAGGUCAUCAGGUAGGUCGGAUGUAGAUCCCUCCGCAGCGAUUCCAGGCAGCCGGUCGUGUUUAUUUGGAAAGCUGUGGGAGACUCACACACCGUUCACCUGGUUUCCCCAGAUCUCUAUAACGGAGGGAACAGGUGUGAAGAGUCACAAUGGAGGCGUUUACAUGGGAAAAUACACCUGGAUGAAACAUGUUGACAUUUCUAUUUAAAGGGACAGUUCAGGUGUUUUUGACGUGGGGUUGUGUGAGGUAGUCGUGAAUAUAGUCGGUACAUUACCUGCAGUAGAUUCUGUUGGCACUACAUUUCCUCAAGCCGCUGAACCACCGGACCUGCUGAGCUACACCGCUUUCUGAUGCACUCGGCUGACCUGCGUAGGAAUACGGUUGUUCAGCGGUUGGAAAGUGUAGUGCCGAAGGAAAGAGCUGAAGAUAAAGAGCUGAAGAUAAAGUGCUGAAGAUAUUCUACAUGAAGCUUCAUUUAAACGGUUAUUGGAUCGUUUUCGGGGGGUGGUUUUUUAAAAGUGUGUAAACGUCUAAAAACCUGAACUGUCCCUUUAAAGGAACCUUGGAAGGAGCUCGGCGAGUAACAACAGUAAUGAAAUGAGUUAUGUAAGCAAUUCCUUCUGCUGACAAGUAAUUAGUGAUUGCUUUUUCAAUGAGUAAUACAUUACAUUUGUCAAGUAACUUGUCCCACAUUGGUUAUUGAUGGCCUCAGCAUAGAAAUUCGAUGCUGCUCUCAGCCGUCAGAAUCCCUCUCUUCCCUCCACACCACAUAUUCUCACCUCCACCGUCCAGAAUUCACCUUCAUUUGUCAUGACGAGGACGCCGGCGACGCCGCAGCGCACAUGCUAUAGCACAUUAGACAAGUGGUGGAGCCUCAUCGAACGGCGGCACUUACCAGAGUCACACACUGUUUAGUUCCUCUGUCUCUGUCUCUCUGUCAUCCAACCCCCUCGACUCCCGCCCCCCCAUUCUCGUGCGUCCAUGUCCACGGAGGGUUGAGCGACGGAGGCUGAGCACUUGUCUGACGUUUGGUGCUCAGUGCAACAAGCUGUUGUCAACCACGACAUUGUGGCCGGGUCGUCUUAGCACGUGUGUCGGGGAGAGACGUGUAAUUAAUGAGAGUCAGUCACAGUAUGGCAGGCGCCAGGUUUCCUCCCCGGUACACCAUCACACUCACACACACAUGCAAUCACUCACACAAGAAAACUCCAGCAUGAUUACACUCAACACACACACACACACACACGAGAGGAAACACACACACACAACUAGCAUCCACAAACACAUGAAUGACCAGAUGCUUCACGAUAUAUUAUUCACAUCUGGAGCUUUUCAAGUGGCAGCAGGCUUCCUUAAAAAGUGGAUUUUAUGUAACUGAGAGUUUAAUUUUUGAAUUCAUUGAAUGAUUUCUUUUUUUUUUAUUUUCUUUUUUUUUACCUGCCAUCAGAAACGUCAAUCAGCCAAAUUCCCCUGUUUGCAUCUCAAUUUUAUGGAGCUGUUCCUGUACACAAGCACAUAAAAUGAGCAACGGAGUAAAACUUUAAUGAGAGGGAAUAAAUUAGCAAUAUAAUGCAGGGUUUGUAAUGCUGCAAUGGCUUCUCCACUUUACCCCUCCAAGAUGAGAAAAAGCUGUUAGGCAAGCUGUUGGAGUGGCGCUCCGCGCUGCUGGCAUGCUUUUGUAAUAAGGGAUCAGCAGAGAAUGGGGAUCAUGAAUACAAAAGCAUCAAUGGGAUAUGCACGGUGUGAAUAUGCAUCAAACACGUCCGCGCUCAUGCCCUCGCCAGCGCUGCACAGUAUGUGAUGCACCAUGUUGCAGGAGGUUUUCUUCUCCGUGCCCCCCCCCCCUUUGACUUCCAUCCCCACGAGGUGCCGCACUACUAAUGGGUCACUUCAUAUGAAAAGCUUUCCGGCCUCUGAAAAAGCUCUACCAAAAUAUUCUGUGGGGUCUGUCCUUAAUCACUCGGAAAGCAUUAGAGGUUGAGAACAAACGAGGAAUGACAGCGAGUAAACAAGCAAUACGCGUCAGUAAAGCAAUAAGCGCCCAACCGUCCUCCCCCCUCUCCUUAUCUGUCUGUCUGUCCGUCUCUCUGGAGCCCUCCUCUGAGUUUAGGGGUGGGUGCUAAUGAGGGAGCGGUUGGGAUGAAACCGACGGGAGAGCUGAUGAAGGAGAUGAGACAGAGAGGAGAAACGGAGUUGCAUGGACACAGCUGAUAACAGCCGCGGUUGUUUUUCAUUCAGAUUCGUCUGGGUCGUCUGAAAACAUUCAUUCUGGGUUUUAUCUCUCAAACGCAUUCUGUGACUGUAGUCGGAAAGGGAAAGCUGGUCUCUGAAUUGCACAAUUUCACCAUCAACGUUACUGUUGUGGAAGGGGUCUCGGAGGGACGGGACCCUUUCCUACGUAAUGUUGUAAUGCUACUGCUAACAAACAGCAACUGCAGGACCGACAGAGCCCGAGGACAGGCUACCAGCAGAAGUCAAAACGACUGACAACCUUUUCUCAACUUCCCUCACUUCCUGUCGGCCGACACGGCUCAGAAUGAUUGGCCGACAGAGUUUGAGCGAGCACUGUGAACGGUCCAUUUGCUCUUUGGGAGAUCCUCAUCAGAGGCGCCACGAUCACACCGGGCGAUCGUGCUGAAGUGCUGGAACACAGCGACACCUUCCCAUGAUUAACUUCCCCGCGCUCAGACGCCCUUCAAUGCUGGAUGGACUUCUGUGACUCCCUUCAGGCAAAGCAACGCCUGGAAAAACAGCCAGUGAAGUUGAAUGAAUUAGACUGAAAAAGCCUCUGUCGUGGACGAUGUAAAUACUUGAACACAUGCACAAACACACACACACACACACACACAGAGGAAACGAGGAGGCGUACACAGAAGUGUAACGCUUAUUAUAUCUUCCAUACAAUGUCCACAGCUGUGUGGUACGAAACAGGACCAAAAGCCUUGAAUCAGGAGAAACUGAGUACACCUAACUGAUGCUGAAACAUCCCAAACAGAGAGAAUGCUGAGACUGUUUAGGAUCAUCAGCUUAGCGUGCAUUUACUCAAUCUCUCCUGAUUAUUAACAGACUACGGCGUCGCUUGCUCGUCUCAGAGCGAACUGACUGUUUGUUUGUAAAACUUCCUCUAUAUAAAAGAAACGAUGCAAGUAUUCUACCGCAGGUUAUCUGAAUGCAACCUGGUAGACAUACUUGGGCUCCAUGAUCCCUAGCAAUAUAUAGAUUACAGUGUGUGGUUCAAAUGUUUCUUUGUUUCCUGUCGGUUCGUUUGUUUUUUGUACUGUGUUUUUUGAGCUCCUGUCAAAAACAACAACUACAAAAAAAAAAAAAAAAAAAAAAAAAGUUCAGUUGACCAAUGGAAAGUUAAAAGUGCUUCCAGAUUUUAAACUCACGGCGCCCUGCGCAUCCUUCCACCCCCCCCACCCCCCGUCACCUUCCCUAACCACCGGAGGACGUCAUACGUUUGAAGCUUGUGAUCUUUUGAGUUUACAUCGUAUGGCGUACAUGCAUACGUGUAUUUGAUGUUAAAAGAUAUUGCAUUGUAUCCAAGUGCUUUGCCAACACAUUCGCAGAAAGACGAAAGGAAGAUUCAGUGAUUUCUUGUACAGCUUUUGCAUCUGCAACAAAAUGGAAAAAAAAAACAAAAACAACAAAAAAAAAAAAUCAUGCGUUGUUUCAUGAUAAUUUGUAACAGGCAGCAAUAGGCUGCCUUGGAUUGCUAUGUACUACUUGUGUAUAUAUGUAUGCUGUACCACUUGUCUGCUGUGAAAUUUGUUGACUACUCAGCUUAUAUAAGGGCUUUUUCUAGAUAUAAAAGCAGACGGGGCAAUCUGACGUCACUCUCUGUAACUCAGACAAAUUUCUCUAGAGGUUUUUUUUGUUUGUUUUUUUAGGGAUGAAGGGAUAUGAACUGAAUUUUCAUGCAUACAAAAUGCUCUAUAAAUAAAGUUUUGACUGACUGACUGAAAUGUCCAUAGGCACUUAUACGACGUUGGCCCAUGUGUCCUGUUUGAAUAAAUCUUUCAAGAAAUACAGCAUUCAUUUGUUCAUCGUA
Molecule: messenger RNA, 10156 nt
Organism: Seriola aureovittata
Lineage: Eukaryota; Metazoa; Chordata; Actinopteri; Carangiformes; Carangidae
Product: protein shisa-8
Exons: 5
Coding region: 2837-4132 (431 amino acids)
Biological process (GO): regulation of AMPA receptor activity; regulation of short-term neuronal synaptic plasticity
Cellular component (GO): AMPA glutamate receptor complex; postsynaptic density; dendritic spine membrane
Source: RefSeq, a predicted model, not a curated record